AUGUCUGAUGGAUCUGGUUUAUUUCUCACCCAAGCUAAGUAUGCACAUGACAUUCUUCAGUGUGCUGGUCUACUUGAAUCUAAGGCUGCCCCUACACCUCUUGCUACUUCUGAUUAUCUAGUUUCUCAAGGCACUUCUUUUAGUGAUCCCACCUAUUAUCGUUCAUUGGUAGGUGCCUUACAAUACUUGACUAUUACACGUCCGGAUAUUUCUUAUGUUGUUAAUCAGGUGAGUCAAUUUCUUCAUGCACCUACAUUGGAUCAUUUUCAAGCAGUCAAACGAAUUCUUCGUUAUGUUAAAGGAACUAUUUCAUUUGGUCUUCAUUUUACGCAACCACGGUCUCCUUCUUUGCUUGGGUAUUCUGAUACCGAUUGGGCGCGAUGUAUUGAGACACGUCGCUCCACGUAUGGUUAUUCUAUUUUCCUAGGUGGAAAUCUAGUCUCUUGGAGUGCUAAGAAACAACCUAUUGUUUCUCGAUCAAGUUGUGAAUCUGAAUACAGGGCUAUGGAAAAUAUUGCUGUGGAAAUCAUUUGGAUUAGUCAUUUGCUUCGUGAGCUUCAUGCACUUCCACCGGAUCGUCCAACUCUUUUAUGUGACAAAAAAAGUGCACUUUUCUUAAGUCAAAAUCCCAUCUCUCACAAAAGAGCUAAGCAUAUAGAUAUUGACUACGACUUCAUUCGAGAAUUAGUCACUUCUAGGCAGCUAUAUAUGCGUUUUGUUCCAACUGCAUUACAGCUUGCAGAUAUUUUCACCAAAAGUUUGCCUCGUCCUCUAUUUGAAAGUUUUCGUGCCAAGCUACGUGUUGCUCCACCACCACUAAGCUUGAGGGGGGGGGGUAUUAGAAAUAAGAGUACAUAA
Molecule: messenger RNA, 858 nt
Organism: Lactuca sativa (garden lettuce)
Lineage: Eukaryota; Viridiplantae; Streptophyta; Magnoliopsida; Asterales; Asteraceae
Source: RefSeq, a predicted model, not a curated record